Molecule: messenger RNA, 2523 nt
Organism: Somion occarium
Lineage: Eukaryota; Fungi; Basidiomycota; Agaricomycetes; Polyporales; Cerrenaceae
Source: the annotation of a GenBank genome assembly
GAUUGCAAGUUAGACUGCCCCUCCUCCAUCAUACAAUUUCAAAGGGUUGAAGAUGGCCAAAAAUCCUUAUACGAGCGCACCGCCGCUUUCCUCCUCCUCCAAUGGCUCGAUAAAGGAGCCAUUCUUCGGCUUCAUCCCUCGCAAAGUCGCAGCUAAGGAUGCUCGGAGGGUCAUGGAUGGAGAUGUCAAUCCCUUCACAAAGCAGCCUUUCAGUCCUCAGUACAAGAAGAUCUUGGAAGUGCGAAAGAAGUUGCCAGUGUACACACGGAUGGACGAGUUCUACACGAUGAGUCUGCUUCAGGGAUGCGACGACGCCUUUUCCCUCCGAGGAUUGAGGACACAGUAGACUGACAGCAUGGAAAAGUUCAACGAACACCAGAUUAUCGUAAUGGUCGGAGAGACAGGUUCAGGAAAAACGACACAAAUACCCCAGUUUGUCUGCUACUCUGAUCUACCGCAUACCAGGGGGAAGUUGGUAGCGUGUACACAGCCUCGUCGAGUGGCAGCCAUGUCCGUAGCGAAACGUGUUGCCGACGAAAUGGAUGUACCCCUCGGGAGGCAGGUUGGUUAUUCAAUCCGUUUCGAGGAUAUGACCGAACCGGGAACCACUUUCCUCAAAUACAUGACCGACGGUAUGCUUCUGCGAGAAGCUAUGAAUGACCCCGAUCUUUCUCGUUACUCCACUAUCAUCCUCGAUGAAGCACACGAGCGCACCCUUGCCACUGAUAUUCUCAUGGGUCUCGUCAAAGCUCUCGCCAGACGCCGACUUGACCUCAAGAUCAUCGUCAUGUCCGCAACACUGGAUGCUCUGAAGUUCCAGAAGUAUUUUGGAUUGAAGAAGGAUGUACCGGCACCUUUGUUUAAAGUUCCUGGCAGAACACAUCCUGUCGAGGUGUUCUAUACUCAGGAGCCAGAGCCCGAUUACGUCGAGGCGGCGAUUCGGACCGUGCUCAUGAUUCACCGAGCGGAGGAACCUGGUGACAUACUGCUGUUCUUGACUGGUGAGGAGGAGAUCGAAGAUGCGUGUAGGAAGAUCAAGCUGGAGGCCGAUGAUCUUCUGAACCAGGACCCGGAUUCUGUUGGUCCCCUAGUUUGCAUCCCCCUCUAUUCAUCACUCCCUCCACAACAACAGCAACGGAUUUUCGAUCCUGCGCCAGCUCCUCGUACGCCUGAGGGAACACCUGGCCGCAAAGUCGUAGUCUCUACCAACAUUGCCGAAACCUCACUCACGAUCGACGGUAUCGUUUAUGUCGUCGAUCCUGGAUUCUCAAAACAAAAGGUGUACAACCCAAGGAUACGUGUCGAGUCUUUGCUUGUGUCACCAAUUUCGAAAGCAUCUGCGCAACAGCGUGCAGGCCGUGCCGGUCGUACACGUCCUGGGAAGUGCUUCAGACUGUAUACGGAGAAGGACUUCAUGACCGAGUUAGAGGAGCAGACACAUCCCGAGAUUCUGAGGAGUAACUUGGCCAAUACUGUGCUGGAGUUGGUCAAGUUGGGUAUCAAGGAUUUGGUACGAUUCGACUAUGUCGAUGCGCCUGCGCCGGAGACUUUGAUGCGAGCGUUGGAGCUAUUAAAUUACCUGGCCGCGUUAGAUGAUGACGGAAACUUGACUCCUCUUGGUGCCAUUAUGGCAGAGUUCCCAUUGGACCCACAGAUGGCGAAAAUGCUUAUCGUCAGCCCGGAGUUCAAAUGUAGCAACGAAAUCCUUACGAUCGUGGCUAUGUUGUCUGUUCCGAAUGUGUGGUUGCGUCCUGCAAACAUGAGGAAGGAAGCAGAUGCUGCGAAACAAAUGCUUACCGUGCCCGAUGGCGAUCACUUAACAUUGCUCAACGUCUAUAAUCACUAUGCACAAAAUAUGCACGACAGGAAUUGGGCAUGGAACAACUUCCUAUCACAACGAGCACUCGCUCAAGCAGACAAUGUCCGCUCUCAGCUUCAACGCACCAUGGAGCGAUUCGACAUCGAUCUCGUUUCAACGCAGGAUGAGAGGAAGCUCUAUACAUACAUCCGCCAGGCGCUUGUCUGUGGAUACUUCAUGCAGGUUGCGCAUAAGGAGGGCGAGAAGAAUGCGUACCUGACAGUGAAGGACAAUCAGGUCGUCGCAUUGCAUCCUUCAUGUGGAUUGGACUCGACACCUGACUGGGUGAUCUUCAACGAAUUUGUACUGACGACAAGACCGUACAUCCGGACAGUGACUGCUGUCAAACCUGAAUGGCUUCUCGAAUACGCGGCGAACUACUUCGACCUUAGUACACUCCCGAAUGGCGAGACGAAACGCGCAUUGCAAACGGUUGCGAAGAAACGUGCUGGUGGUUCAAGGUCGCAGUCAAAUGAGGUCGAUGAGAGGAAGGCAAAGAAACGAAAGACCAAGGCAUAGAUAGUGUGCUUUAUUCUGCUUGUAGAAGAUCUGUCCGAUGUAGUGUUACUUGUAGAUAAGGUUGUAAUGCGUAUGGGUUCGCGUUCUCAUGGACCGGUACAUAUCAACAGUGCAUUUCGUAAUGCCGAGUCGCCGUCGGCAUACCG